Molecule: messenger RNA, 1422 nt
Organism: Dothidotthia symphoricarpi CBS 119687
Lineage: Eukaryota; Fungi; Ascomycota; Dothideomycetes; Pleosporales; Dothidotthiaceae
Exons: 5
Coding region: 1-1422 (473 amino acids)
Source: RefSeq, a predicted model, not a curated record
AUGCGUUUACCACCUAUUGCCGUGAUUCUCACUUGGCCCAACCCCAACUACGUCAACCCCGAGACUCGCGGCGAUGCGCUACUCAUUGUCAACUCCAUCUUUAUCAGUCUCACUAUCAUAGUUGUCGCGUUGCGUUUGUACACACGUUUAGUUAUAAAAAGAUGGUUGGGAAUCGACGACGUCUUCAUUCUGCUCGCUUUGUUCUUUACAAUCGGCUUGACUGCCGUCGUUCUUGUCGCAAACCAAAGUUAUGGUUGGGAUAGACAUGUCUACGACAUCGAGUUCUACAAACUCGAACCCACGUCCAAGAUUGCAAUGGCGGCCAAGAUCGUGUUUACGGCAGCAGCCACUUUUACGCGUUUAUCUCUGCAUUGUCUGUAUUAUCGACUGGUUCAAGACUCGGGCAUGACUUGGUUCAAGUGGAUUGUACAUGCAAAUGUAGCAUACAGUUUGGCUAUCUUUGUGUCUUACACCUUUAUUGCGAUAUUCUUGUGUACGCCGAUUGAGAAUUAUUGGAAGUUGGACGCACCAGCGGACAGUUGUUUGGACGAAGGCAUUGCCACGCUCGUUUGUGGCAUCAUCAGCACAGUGGCUGAUUUCGUGACUGCUGUGACACCCAUCCCAGUAAUCAUGGGAUUACACAUGCCGCUUCGCCAACGCUUCGGAGCCGCCUUUCUCUUCGCUCUAGGGGUGAUUGUGACUAUUGCUGGAAUCAUUCGCACAUGGUACAUUUACAAAAGCUUAAUGGUAGAGGAUGACACGACGUGGUACGCUUAUCCGCUCUGGAUAGCUGCAGCCGUCGAGGUUGAUUUGGGAGUGAUCUGCGCAUCGGCGCCAGCUCUCCGCCCUCUGCUAGCAAGGAUUUCUUUUAGUCCACCAGGAUCUUUAUCACCAAAUAUCGUACCGAUAUACAACAAGCCCACAGAACGAUCCUCCGCGAGAUGCAAGGAACCCACAACAUGCUCGUCUCGAAGUUUCUCCAAGAACUCCAAACUAGCCUCGACACUCUCCUCCAACGUCACGACCCAAGGCUCCAUAUCCAUACCACUCGCUUCUGUCCUGUCCUCGAAAAGAAGGUCUGGCGUGGUUAGCAGUGCGCCAGAACUAUCCCAAGACAGGGGUAAAAGUUAUGAAAUGAAGCCAUGGAAUCCGUGGGAUGACGUGGAACGGGGCAUCUUAAGCCACAGGCCCGAGCGCGAAAAUUCUGAACCCUACCGCAGCAGCCAGGACGUCAUAUUAGAGACCGAGGAGGAAGCGCGUCCUGGGGCUGAAUCUAAGAGUUUGUGGUCUUGGGGAAGGACACGAUCGAGCGCGGAUACAGAGGCGGGUACUACGAUUAUGAGAACAGAGGAGUUUGAGGUGAGGAAUGAGAGAUCGGAGCAUCGUGAGCAUCGACAUGGCGUGAAAGAGGAUCGCCAUUGA